UAAUGUGAAGGGUAUAAAAAUUGUGGUCAUCCACGUACACCACGCUUGUCAGUUUUUUUCUUUGUAAAAAAUAAAUUCGCAAAGAUUUUUCUGGAUUUCUCAGUUUGAAUAACAAAUUCGAUCUUGAAGAUGAACCCAAACCCUAACCUUAAUCCUCCAUCAGAUCAUUCUCAUUCUUCCGAUUACGCUCCAUACCCAAAGCUCGAUCCAAACGACGUCGCUCCGGUAUCUGAGACCUGGACUCCGGUUAAUGUCGGAUCGAAUCCUCCAUCUGCGCCUAUAUAUGGCAGCGCUGCAACUACUAUGCCUACUGAGUCUAAUCCCUACGUUACUCCCGAGCCUGCUCAACCCCCUGCUUCUUUAGUGAAGAAUAAAAUGGAUUCUGUUAAGGAUGUCCUUGGUAAGUGGGGAAAGAAGGCUGCAGAGGCAACAAAGAAGGCUGAGGAUCUUGCUGGGAAUAUGUGGCAGCACUUGAAAACAAGCCCCAGUUUGGCUGAUGCCGCUAUGGGAAGAAUUGCUCAAGGAACAAAGGUCUUGGCAGAGGGUGGUUAUGAGAAAGUCUUCAGACAAACAUUUGAGACUGUCCCAGAGGAAAAACUUUUGAAGUCAUAUGCAUGCUACUUAUCUACUUCUGCUGGUCCGGUCAUGGGAGUUCUGUACUUAUCCACUGCCAAACUUGCAUUUUGUAGUGAUAAUCCUCUUUCAUACAAAGUUGGUGAUCAGACAGAAUAUAGCUACUACAAGGUGGUUCUCCCAGUAGACCAACUUAAAGCUGUUAAUCCUCCAAUUAGCAAGAUCAAUCCAGCUGAGAAGUACAUCCAGGUCAUCUCAGUUGACAAUCAUGAGUUUUGGUUUAUGGGUUUUGUUAACUAUGAUAAUGCUGUCAAAAGCUUGCAAGGUGCUCUGUUGGGUGAUCAUUCAUAGCUGGUGCGUCAAGUUCUUGAUCAUUUCAGAUGAGGUCUGUGGCAGUGGUGCUUGCUUUUAAUGUAGAUAAGAUUCUGUAAAAUAUGGCAAAUCAGGGGUCGGUUAUUGUUGUGCCUACAUGCUUUAGUUUGUCUAUUGGUUUGGUAUCUUGUGUAUUACACCCUCUAUUUCCUGGAUGAUUAUUAUUAGCAUCUUUUAGUAUUUCUAAUUUUGUAUUGGUGGAUUCAAUUGCUAUUUAUACUAAAUCAUUCAGAGAAUACACUAGUGGAUUUGGUAAUACAUAAUGCAUUGUAUAUCAUCAUGAAAUUGAAUAAAGUUAUUCUUUGUAAUAAGAUAUUCGCUUGUUUAUGUAUCUGCUGGAAAUGCAAUGUAGUUACCGAAUUGUAUGAAUUAA
Messenger RNA from Solanum tuberosum (potato), 1318 nucleotides. Its product is annotated as GEM-like protein 1. The coding region runs from base 130 to 924 and encodes 264 amino acids. Lineage: Eukaryota; Viridiplantae; Streptophyta; Magnoliopsida; Solanales; Solanaceae. The record is from RefSeq and is a predicted model, not a curated record. The transcript is spliced from 4 exons.